Messenger RNA from Melanaphis sacchari, 2183 nucleotides. Its product is annotated as LIM homeobox transcription factor 1-beta-like. Gene Ontology annotation, cellular component: nucleus. Gene Ontology annotation, molecular function: DNA-binding transcription factor activity, RNA polymerase II-specific; RNA polymerase II transcription regulatory region sequence-specific DNA binding. The transcript has 8 exons. Lineage: Eukaryota; Metazoa; Arthropoda; Insecta; Hemiptera; Aphididae. Gene Ontology annotation, biological process: regulation of transcription by RNA polymerase II; neuron differentiation. The record is from RefSeq and is a predicted model, not a curated record. Bases 797 to 2047 code for a protein of 416 amino acids.
CAUUUUUAAAAUUUAUAAUUAAGAACCAUUCUAAUAAGUAUGUAUUUUGAUGACUGAUAAUGAUGUACCUUUAUGUUAAUAGGGAUGAAUAAUUUUCAAUCAAAGUAUUUUACCUUUACCUAUACACAGGCCCAAAAUAAAGUCCGCUUUGCUGGAAAGGUUACAGCAGUGUCUAUAUAUUAUAUUAUACAGUAUUCUACGCGUCCGUAUUCGGGUAUAUUUUUCCUUCACUCGUGCUCAAGCCUAAGGGUCACUUAUCGCGAUGGUAGUCUGGGUGAGUGUGGGGGUAAGUUGCAGAGACGUAUAGGAUGCGGACGGCGAGGAGAAGGUGUUGCGCCGGCGGAAAGGGGAAAAAUGGACGAGGAAGAGGUAGCGCGGACGUGUUUUCCAUGACCUGCAGCAGCGGAGGUCUUCCUUUCCAGCGGUUACUUUCCGAAAUGAUACGGCUCCUCCCCGUCGCUCGGAUAGGACACGCCCCGCACGCCGGAAUCACGUACGGAAAUCCCUUUGCACCCCGCGUGUGUAUCAGCCGCGUCGAGUCGUGCUCCACUAUACAACGGUACACAUUUUACAAUCGUAUAGCGUACGUUCGCUCUCUAUCCCCGCUGACACACUGCUAUGAUGCCCACUAUUUGAUACCGGCUCUCUCGUUUGUUUACAUCGUCGCGCCACCUCCGCCACCGACGUCUGCACUGCGGAUGAUGCUCCGAACAAAAGCAGGUGCACGACACAACACGUACAUUAGCGUGCCAGUAUGGGCGUAUGCGUGUCAGUGACCAGUGUGCUCCGGGUUUGAAUGUGGAAAACGAGGCAGUGCGUAGGAAUCGAGAUGAAGACAGCUUUAGGCGUAGUCAAAUUAAAAAUGGAACCAAUUUAUGGAGACGAUCCAUCAGAACCGGCGACAGUGUCUACCGUAUGUGCUAAAUGUGAGUGCACAAUUGCAGAUAGGUAUAUUAUGCGUGUAUCCGGUCGAUCUUACCAUGAACGGUGUCUUAAGUGUACAACAUGUGCGCUGAAGCUAGAUCGGUCGUGUUUUGUUUGGAACUCAAAACUUUACUGCCGUCAGGAUUAUGACAAGUGCGUAUACCGUAGUUGUGGCAGUUGUGGUGAUCAUAUCGCUGCUGGUGAAUUGGUAAUGCGAGCAGGCGAGUGCGUUUUCCAUGAACAAUGUUUUGUGUGCGUAGUGUGCGGUAUACGUCUAUGCACUGGUGAUCAAUAUGUAAUAAAGCACUCUCAACUAUUUUGUCGUCCAGAUUAUGAGAAAGAGGUGAACAUGAUGAGAGACGAAAUCAACCGAAACACUGGAGAAUGGAGUUAUAACCACGAUGGUCGCCGUGGACCUAAGCGCCCCAGAACGAUUCUUACUACCCAACAACGACGUGCGUUUAAAGCAUCAUUUGAAUUAAGCCCAAAACCGUGUCGAAAAGUUAGAGAAGGGCUCGCACAUGAUACAGGCUUAAGUGUUCGCAUUGUCCAGGUUUGGUUUCAAAAUCAAAGAGCAAAAAUGAAAAAGAUUCAAAAAAAAGCAAAACUUAAUAGCAACAGUUUAGUUGCCUCGUCCAAUAAUAUUAAUGGAAAUAAUUGUAGUGGUGCUGAAAGUGGUAAUUCAUGUAGUUCGAGUGGACUUCUGCAAUCAGCUAUAAAAGACGAACAAUACAGUUCUGAUGGUUGUGAGGAUGGUGUACCCGGAAGGUUCGAAACGACUCAACAACAAGAAUCCCAUCGACAAUCUCAGCAACAAAUGCAUGAGCCUUUUCACAUACGACACCAAUCUCCUGCAGUUGUAAAACAAGAUUCCAUGCCAUCAUUUCUACAACAACAACCUUUUGGUAUAUUUGGUCAAGACUUGAAAAACCGCCAAGAACCAAAUUACUUAACAUCAGAUAUUAUGAUACCUAAACAUAUUUAUGGUGGUUUCGUAUCACAGGAGACUGUUAUACGUUGUGGCUCAAAUCCAAUCGAUCGAUUGUACUCAAUGCAAGCGUCAUAUUUUUGUAACAAUAUAUCUGAUGACGCAAGUUCAUUACAGUUAGAUGAACACCAAUAAUAAACAAUUAUAUAUUAUCUAUUAUUAUUAUUAUUAUUGUUAUUAUUUUGUUUAUCACAGUUGUUUUGUAUUUAUUUUAAAUGUGUUUAAGAACUAAGUUGACUUAUAAUCGUGUUAAUUUGGCAUUUAUGAUAUA